AUUUUUUCAGCAUUUGUUGAUAGCAAACGAUUGCACUUUUCCUUAUAAACUAUACCUGCUUUUGAAAAUAGCCUCUCACUAUAUACACUACUGCCAGGAGAGGAUAGAUAAAUCUUAGCAAAUUCUGUCAGGCUUGGAUACUGUUUUGCGUUUGCUGAACACCGCUUGUAAAGGUCUGCCGUUCGAUCUAGGUGAACAGUUUUUCAUAUAAAGUGAUACAAACAGUGAUAUUUUUUAGUAAUAAGGACUAUUAAUAACACAAUUUGAUAUAACAAUGAACAAAUAAUGCAUGUCGUGACACAAUCUACUCACAAAUAAAACAAUUGCGCCUGCGGUGUCACUACCGCACCCCACUGCAAUGAGACAGGUCGUAACCUGUCACCCGCGAAAUGUACACAUAUUUUGCCAAAUAUUCAGCACUUCGGCCGAGAGCGUAGCCGAGUAUUCGGUAUUCGGCAAAAUCACUAUUCGUGGCAUCACUAAAAUAAAUAUUUAAUUUAUUAUAUUUUUAGAUUUGAAACUGGAUGUUGAAACUGCUAAAGAAGAAUUAGAACAAGAAAGAAUUAAUUACGUUAAAAGAGAGGAAGAAUUACAAAAUCAGAUUCAUAUAUUGCAAUUUCGUAUGUGGGAAGAAAAACAGAAAGCAGAAAAAGAAAAAAAAGAGCAAGAAGAAUUAUUAAGAAAGUCUGAAAUAUCUGGAAAUGAAGCAAAAGAAGAACUUCGUAGCAUGAUGGAGAAAUUGGAUAGAAAUAAUUUAGAAUUUAAUAAAGCCAAGAUUAUUCUUGAAAAUGAAAUAAUUUUAUUGAAAACAAAACUGGAAGAUGCCAAGCAAGAAUUACGUAGUGCUGAAGAAGUUUCAAAUUACGUUGUAGCUUUACAGAAAGAGCUUUCUUCUCUUAAACAAGAAAAACUAGAUUCUAAAAAGAAAUUGAAUGAAACACAAGAACAGCUUCAAAAGCAGAUUAAGAUUACAAAUGAUUUAAAGCAUGAAAUAGAGGUUAGUAUUAGAGACAUUUUGUUUAAUAUCUUUACAAAACAAUUUUCUGUCAUAAUUAUUGUAGAAUCUGUUUAGAUUACAAGUAUGGUG
Centruroides sculpturatus (bark scorpion) is the source of this 1087-nucleotide messenger RNA. Its product is annotated as GRB10-interacting GYF protein 2-like. The transcript has 3 exons. Lineage: Eukaryota; Metazoa; Arthropoda; Arachnida; Scorpiones; Buthidae. The record is from RefSeq and is a predicted model, not a curated record. Bases 623 to 1072 code for a protein of 149 amino acids.